Juglans microcarpa x Juglans regia is the source of this 1870-nucleotide messenger RNA. Its product is annotated as AP2-like ethylene-responsive transcription factor PLT2. The transcript is spliced from 9 exons. Gene Ontology annotation, biological process: regulation of DNA-templated transcription. The coding region runs from base 59 to 1714 and encodes 551 amino acids. Lineage: Eukaryota; Viridiplantae; Streptophyta; Magnoliopsida; Fagales; Juglandaceae. The record is from RefSeq and is a predicted model, not a curated record. Gene Ontology annotation, molecular function: DNA binding; DNA-binding transcription factor activity.
UUGAUUUGUUGAAGAACAAACAUAUAUAUAGAUAGUCAAAGAAUCGAACAUCGGCUCCAUGAAUUCAAACAACUGGCUUUCCUUUCCUCUUUCUCCCACUCAUUCUUCCUUACCAGCACAUCUGCAAACAACUCCGUCUCAUCACUUUUCUCUAGGGCUAGUGAAUGAUCAAAUGGAAAAUCCAUUCCAAAGCCAAGAGUGGAAUCUAAUGAAUACCCAUGCCAGUAAUGAAGUUCCAAAGGUUGCUGAUUUUCUAGGCGUGAGCAAAUCUGAAAAUCAAUCAGAUCUUGUAGCCUUCAACGAAAUUCAGGCUAAUGAUUCUGGUUACCUAUUCCAAAACAAUAGUCUAGUGCCAGUGCAAAACCCAGUAAUAGCCACCUCUAGUCAAUAUGAAUUUCAAGAAAAUGCGAAUAGUAUGCAGUCAUUGACAUUAUCCAUGGGUAGUGGUAAAGGAUCGGCUUCAUGCGAAGCCAGUGGUGAUAGUCCUAAUAAUGUUGAAGCCACUCCUAGAAGGUCUUUGGAUACUUUUGGGCAAAGAACAUCAAUAUAUCGUGGUGUAACUAGGCAUAGAUGGACAGGUAGGUAUGAAGCUCAUCUUUGGGAUAAUAGUUGUAGAAGGGAAGGGCAAUCAAGAAAAGGUCGCCAAGUUUAUUUAGGUGGGUAUGACAAAGAAGAGAAGGCAGCUAGGGCCUAUGAUCUUGCUGCACUGAAAUACUGGGGAACAUCCACCACUACCAAUUUUCAAAUCAGUAACUAUGAGAAGGAAUUGGAGGAGAUGAAGCACAUGACAAGACAGGAAUUUGUGGCCUCUAUUAGAAGGAAGAGUAGUGGCUUUUCUAGGGGUGCAUCCAUGUAUCGCGGAGUUACAAGGCACCAUCAACAUGGAAGAUGGCAAGCAAGAAUUGGCAGAGUUGCAGGAAACAAAGAUCUUUAUUUGGGAACUUUCAGUACGGAGGAGGAAGCAGCAGAAGCAUAUGACAUUGCAGCAAUAAAGUUCAGAGGCCUUAAUGCAGUCACCAACUUUGACAUGAAUCGUUAUGACGUUAAGAGCAUUCUCGAAAGCAACACUCUUCCAAUUGGGGGAGGGGCAGCCAAACGACUAAAGGAGGCUCAAGCCAUCGAAUCUUCAAGAAAACGUGAAGAAAUGAUUGCCCUUGGCUCAAGCUUUCAUCAAUAUGGUGGCUCAAGCUCAAGCAGGUUACAAACAUUCCCUCUAAUGCAGCAUCAGCAGCCGCCGCCAUUUGAGCAACCCCAACCUUUGCUAACUUUACAAAACCAGGAGAUUUCUCAGUACACCCAAGACCCUUCAUUCCACCAAAGUUACAUACAAACCCAGCUCCAUUUGCACCAGCAACAUGGUACUAAUUAUAAUCUUCCCCAGCCAGGCCAGAAUAAUUCUCCGUUUUACAACAGUUACCUUCAGAGCCACCCGGCUUUUCUUCAGGGUUUGAUGAACAUGGGAUCAUCUUCGUCAUCUCAUCAUGUGAUGGAGAAUGAUGGCAGUUCUAGUGGAAAUUACAGUACUGGAGGAUAUCUGGGGAAUGGGGUGGUUGCCAUGGCUUCUAAUUCCACGUCAGGCAAUGCAGCGGGAUCUGCGGAUGAACUCGCACUCGUGAAGGUUGACUACGACAUGCCUUCUGGGGGUUAUGGCGGCUGGUCGGAGGACUCGGUUCAGGGAUCGAAUCCCAAUGUUUUCUCAAUGUGGAAUGACUAGGAUGUUUGGAGGAAAAUCUGCCUGUGGACAUGGCCGGAACUAACUUUUAGGCCGUGUAGGAAACCAAAUAUUUUACUGCAUGCAUGCACUGGUUUUUUGUUUUUUUUGCUUGUUUCUUUAUAAUGUUACUGGUAUUGAGUUUCAUUGCAAAACCAA